AUGGUGAAAAGCGCAAGCAGAAACAAUGACACGGAAGUCGAUAACUUCUCAGUCAACAUAAACAACAGCAAUGAUUUUAACAGAGUGCUGAACGAAAUUAAGUUAAAAGAAUUUCAUCAUGAGAAGUCAAAAAGGGGAAAGCGCACGAAAAGUAAGGUAAAGCUAAAAAAUGGCAGCGAUGUUGAAAAUGGCGCAGUAAUCUUAAACUCGCAGUUAGACAAAGGCACAAAGAGCAGAAGGAUUCUUAGCAAAAAUAAGGAGAAAGAAAAAUUGCUGCAAAAUGACGUAAGCGAAAUGAACGCGCAGAGCAACAAUUUGUACGACACGCCCGUCUUCCCGCAAAUCACCUCCCUAAUUCUCUACCAUGAAAAAGAAAACAAUAACUCGGAAUCCUCCAGCAGCAUCAAACAUGCAAUAAACGAAAAAAUAAAAAGGCACAACUCCAACCAUAAAAUCGAGAAACAUACCAUAUAUGAUAUCUACGCAAAGACGUUAAAAAAAUUAUCAAUUGAGGACGAAAGUGAUGUCUUAAAGGAAAGUGAUGAAGGCAACUUUUAUUUUAGUAUGAACAAAAUUUCAGACAAGGGAAAAAGCAAUAUGAACUUUUCAAACUCGAACUUUUCAAAUAACACCUCAGAUGUAUCCUCAUCUAAUUUGAUUCCCACGUACCAAACUGGAGGCAGUAACGUUGGCAAAAAAAUGAACCACCAAAAUGGGAAGGACACUAAAUUGACGGAAAUAAAACAUAUCGAUAGGAAUGCACAGACGAAACAGCAGCGUCACCACAGUAAGGAGAAAAAGACGCACAAGGACCUAGAACAGAUUCCAGGAAGUGACUCAAAUUUUUACUACGAUGAGAAAACGUUUAACGUUUCGCACCUGAAGAAGGAACGUCGCAGGUGCAAAAGUGGUGGUAAUUCCUCCGAUGAGAAGCAAAGCAUAAAGGGAAUGGUAAAGGGAAAAAGGGUGAGCAGUACAGAAGGGGGCAGAGAAUCAGAUAAAUAUAAAUAUGGGAGGGAUACAAAUGGAGGUACAUACAAAAGUGAACAGAAAUGCAAAUCGAAAUGUGUAAGCGUAAGUGUAGAUCUGGAUGAACAACCCUACGCGCGUGAUGCAAAGAUGCCUGCAGACAUCCUCAACACGAACGAAUAUCUUACGCAGAAGGAACGUGAUUAUUUUAACGAAUCCAACUCUUUGUCCAUUGAAAAUUUACACGAAAAUGGAAAAGAAAAAAUGCAGGACGAAAUGGGAAAUGAAAAAUGUAAGGUAGCGAACACUAAAGGGAAAGAUCAAGUCAUAAGUACCUAUGAUGGUGACGCGUAUGACGUAGAGGGAUCAAUCAAGACGGCACUAAAAGAUAUACCCGAAAUUAAUACGUACCAUUCACUAAACAGUCUAUUACACCAAAAGAAAAAAUAUAUAAACGGAAAACGAAAUGAGAAUUACGCAACAUCAGAAAUAACCACAACAGAUUCUGAAUACUCGAUAGAUGAAAAACUGAAUAUAAAUAUGUCAUAUGAAGAUUUUAAAAAUAAGAAGGAAAGUGAAAUGCUGUCUGUUGUGCAGGUCAGCAAAAGUAAAGAGAAGUUACUAAAAGUAGUAAAUAGUGAGCACAUUUUAAAUAUUAGGAAGCUGCUAAGAAUAAUGCGCGAAUUUUAUAUAGGAUUUAUUGGUCUACAAUUAAUUUAUUUUAUAACGUAUCUUCUCUUUGGUAAUAAUAGCGUCUACUUAAUUCAAAUUGUUUCCAUAUCUUGCACCUUCUUUUCGUUGUUGGAUGCCAAUUACCACGGGUACUUAUUAAAUGGCUUUAUUGACCUUUGUGUUGCAAUUUUUUUAAAUAUAGCUAUUUUAGAAGAUAUUUCCGGUUUUAAAAGCUUAAAAUCUAAUGAUGUGUUGAAAAAUAUAACCCUGUCGAAUGUCGUUUUCCUGUACUUCUUUUCUGCGUUUUCUUUUUUGAAUGGCUAUUUUAUACAUAAAUUGCAUUCCAUGGAGAGAAGAAAUAUAAAGCAUGUAAUACGGAGCAUCGAGUCGAAAGCGGAGCAGGCUGUUAGAAGCGCCACGUUGGAUACCUCACCUUCCAAAAGUGUUCAUUAG
Molecule: messenger RNA, 2094 nt
Organism: Plasmodium coatneyi
Lineage: Eukaryota; Apicomplexa; Aconoidasida; Haemosporida; Plasmodiidae
Exons: 1
Coding region: 1-2094 (697 amino acids)
Source: RefSeq, a predicted model, not a curated record